AUGACAGGGGGUGUGGUGAUUCUAUUUGGUGAGCUGAGAGACGCUUUUGACAAGUCUUUUAGCUGUAGCCGUGGUUCUCAUAACCGCGGUGAUGUGUUCACAAAAGUUGUCAUGGACAAGCUUGAAGAGUUCAUCAGCAUGCCUAGAAAGAAUACCAAGUUAAGGCCUAUCUGGAAGACAGUUUCUGCUCCUACUUACGUUAUAACGCCGUUAGAAGGAAAUGCAUUUCAGGUCUCAGAGUCCUCAAAGAAGAAGGAAUGGAUUGUUCAGCUGAAUGACUCAACUUGCACGUUUGGGAAGUUUCAAAGCAAGAAAAAUCCAUGUCCUCACGCUCUAGCAGUUUGUGAGAAACUCAGAAUCAAUCCCUUGCAGCUACGUUUUCUCCUGUCCCAGAGCUAUCAGCUUGGCCAGAAGCUACCGGAGUUCCGACACUGUUUCCUCCACCUCCUAAAUCAUCAGCAUUGUAAAGAUUUCUGCUUUUGUAUGUGA
Molecule: messenger RNA, 489 nt
Organism: Arabis nemorensis
Lineage: Eukaryota; Viridiplantae; Streptophyta; Magnoliopsida; Brassicales; Brassicaceae
Source: the annotation of a GenBank genome assembly